AAUAGAGAGAUUGUUAAUAGCAGCCGACAAAAUUAAGAAUGAGGCACAUUCUAUUUCGUGUUCCUCCUCCAACCAACACCUCCCACCUCCCUCUGGCCCCCUUACCCCCAAACUACAAUCCUCUACAUAUACAUAGCUGUAUCUAACUCUUAGUAUUGCUUCAAGAAAAUUUCAUUCACCUUGUAAAUUUCCAAUUUUGGAAGUUGGGUACUUGGAAUCUUGAAGUUCUUUUUUGUUUGUUUGAAUUGGGGUUAGCUCCAUGUGGGAUUCUUGAAUUUUGAUUUGAUGAAUUUCCUUCCAAGAUGUUUGAGUUACAGUGAAUGUAGUGGUGGAGCUGGAAGAAGUGAAAUUAGGGGUGGUGAAAGUUCCAAUGGUGGAUUUGGGAAAGAUGGGUUGUUGUGGUUUCAUGAUAUUGGGAAUUGUGGGAGUGGGGAAUAUUCCAUGGCAAUUGUGCAAGCUAAUCAGGUUUUAGAGGAUCAGAGCCAGAUUGAGUCUGGUCCAUUUGGAACUUUUGUUGGAGUCUAUGAUGGUCAUGGUGGACCUGAAACUGCUCGUUAUGUUUGUGAUCACUUAUUUCGACAUUUCCAAGCAAUAUCAGCUGAAGGAAAUGGUGUAGUCACAGAGGAGACAAUUCAAAGGGCCUUUCUUGAGACAGAGAGAGGAUUUACUUCUGUUGUUUCGGAAAAUUGGCAUUCUCGACCACAGCUAGCGACAGUGGGGGCAUGCUGCCUGGUUGGAGCUAUUUAUCAGCAGACGCUCUUUGUAGCAAAUCUUGGUGACUCUCGAGUAGUCCUUGGAAAGAAGGUUGGAAACACUGGGGAAAUUGCUGCCAUACAGCUAUCAACGGAGCACAAUGCCAAUAUUGAGUCUGUUAGGUGGGAGCUAAAAGACUUGCAUCCAAAUGAUCCUCAAAUUGUUGUUCUUAGACAUGGUGUUUGGAGGGUAAAAGGAAUAAUUCAGGUCUCAAGAUCCAUUGGUGAUGUUUAUCUUAAACACACAAGGUUUUGCAGGGAACCAAUAAAUGGAAAAUUCAGAGUUCCUCCACCCCUUAAUAUGCCUAUCCUGUUGGCCACUCCAACAAUUUUAAAACAUCCUCUACAUCCAAAUGACUCCUUCCUCAUAUUUGCUUCUGAUGGUCUAUGGGAGCACUUGAGCAAUGAAAAAGCCGUUGAAAUUGUGAAGAGUCACCCUCGUAAAGGAAGUGCAAAGAGGCUUGUCAAGGCUGCUCUCCAUGUAGCUGCCAAAAAAAGAGAGAUGCGUUAUUCUGAUCUUCGAAACAUUGACAAAAAGAGAAUAUGGUUUCAAUUCUUUGAAAUGGCGAUGGAGGCUAGGCAUCCGCCGUUGGUUUCAAGAACUUGGAGAUGGGGGUCAUUUUCUUAUCUUGCAAGGAAGUUUCCUGCCAAAAGCACCAUUUGGAGGUUGGUAGGCAAGGGCAGAUCCAGGAAGUGCCUUGAGUUUAACUAGCUGGAGGAGCAAUGGCCAACUGCACCUGACUCUCUUGAAGCAGUAGGUUAGGUUCACUUCUCUUAAUAAUAAACUGAUUCUAAUAG
Molecule: messenger RNA, 1550 nt
Organism: Solanum verrucosum
Lineage: Eukaryota; Viridiplantae; Streptophyta; Magnoliopsida; Solanales; Solanaceae
Product: probable protein phosphatase 2C 42
Exons: 6
Coding region: 286-1464 (392 amino acids)
Biological process (GO): protein dephosphorylation
Molecular function (GO): protein serine/threonine phosphatase activity; cation binding
Source: RefSeq, a predicted model, not a curated record